Molecule: messenger RNA, 2313 nt
Organism: Pyricularia oryzae 70-15
Lineage: Eukaryota; Fungi; Ascomycota; Sordariomycetes; Magnaporthales; Pyriculariaceae
Product: UBX domain-containing protein 8
Exons: 2
Coding region: 548-2086 (512 amino acids)
Cellular component (GO): endoplasmic reticulum
Molecular function (GO): ubiquitin binding
Source: RefSeq, a predicted model, not a curated record
AGCUUUUAUCAUACAUUUCACGCAGCAAUCACAAGUACCUCUUUAACCUGCCGGUCGCCAGCCCACCUACCCGGCCACCCACUCGUGUCGUGCUACAGCUCCGAAGCGGGAAGCUUUAACGGUGCAACGACUUGAAGCUCGACUUUUUACGGGAAUCAACAGGGCUCGAUGGAAGGAAAUUUGGAAUAAAAAUAAUUCUUACGCAAUGAAGACAAAAAGAAGGCAACCUACCUCCGACUAUUAAAAUCCGCGCUUAACUGUUGUUGGUAUUUCUCACUCAUCCACCAGGACCCAACUGGCCACGUCGCGCAAUUUCACUUCUCGGCCUUUUUUUUACACUCACCUCCUCCCAAAGGUCAAGGUCACCUCGAUCUACGUCACAGCCUGUCAAUUCCAUCCACCCAAACAAACAAAAAAAUUCGACCCGGGAAAUAGAAUACAUUGAAAUACUCGAUGGGAUAUCACCGGAGCUGACUCUUACCUGGUUAACCCAACUGAAGCAAGCACUCACUAGCACGACUGCUUCCGAGCUCCUGUCAUAGCAGCCAUGGCGGACGGAGAGCCGGAUAUCAGCGACCUCUCGCCGGAGCAGCAAGAGGCGCUGCAGCAGUAUACCAUGAUUACAGACCAAUCCGUCCAGGAUGCUAUUCCACUGCUGCAGAGAUCGCAAUGGAACGCCCAAAUAGCAAUCGCGAAGUUUUUUGAUGGCGAGCAGCCCGACCCCGUAGCCGAGGCCCUCGCAGCACAGGAGCAAAACCAGCAAGCAGGAGGCCCCGGCCUCGGCGGCACCGCGCGAUUCGAGAACCUCCAAGAUAGUCUAGAUGGCAUCGAGAUGGAUAUUGUCAGGAGCAGAAGACAUAGAACUGAAGCGGCGCCCAGGGUGGUCCCCCAGCCUGCGAGGAUCUAUAGGGUACCUUUCCUCUGGUCCAUCAUCACGCUGCCUUUCAGUCUCACCUGGAGAAUCGCCACGACCCUAUUUCGGCCGAUCGUGUACCUUCUCGGCCUACUCCCGUGUAACAUGAGACCCAGAGCCAUUGGUGCUGCCGGCUACGGGAGACGACAGCUGAUGCCGCGUGAUGCCGCAGCGCGGUUCAAGCGCGAAUUUGAGGAGAACUACGGGUCUGGCGAACUGCCGUGGUACGACGGGGGCUCGGCGCAGGCCUACGACGCGGCAAAACGGGAGCUUAAGUUCUUGCUCAUCGUUCUGCUGUCGCCCGAGCAUGACGACACGGAUUCUUUUGUGCGGGACGUUCUCCUUUCGCCCGAAGUCGUAUCGUUUAUCAAGGACGAAAAGAACAACAUUAUACUGUGGGGAGGCAAUAUUGUCGACUCGGAGGCGUAUCAAGUAUCGUUUGAGUACCGAUGCACCCGAUUCCCUUUCGCCUGUCUGGUUUGCCUGACUCCCAAGGAGGGCAGCACCCGUAUGGGCACCAUCAAGCGUAUCCAGGGCGCCGUCACGCCGGAGCGCUUCCUCGGGGACAUCAGGUCCGCCAUACACAAACACAAUCCGGAUCUGGAUGGGGUGCGGGCGGAGCGCGUCGCCCAGGAGGCCGCGCGCAACCUACGUGCGGAUCAGGAUUCUGCGUACGAACGCUCUCUGGCCAAGGACAGAGAAAAGGCGCGCCUGCGGCGGGAAGCCGAGGCCGCCGCCGCAGCAGCCGAAAAGCGGGCGUUGGAGGAGGCUGAGGCGGCGGCGCGACUGGAGGAGAAGAGGCGGCAGUGGAAGGCGUGGCGGGCCACGACGCUCGCAGAGGAGCCCCCAGCAGCAGAAAAGGACGUCGUUCGGCUCGCGCUUAUGAUGCCAGAGUAUACGGGUGCGGGGCGGAUCGUGAGGAGGUUCGCCAGGGAGACUACCAUGGAGGAGCUCUACGCCUUUGUCGAGUGCUACGACGCCACCAGAGGGGACGCCGAGAAGCCCCCGCUGCAACCGGACGACUACGAACACGAGUACAAAUUCCGCAUAGUUUCGCCAAUGCCCAGGGAGGUCUACGAACCCAGCACAGCUGCGACUGUCGGGGAUAAGAUUGGCAGGUCAGGCAAUUUGAUUGUGGAGACGAUAGUCUCAGACUCUGAUGAUGAGGAAUAGAUCUUGUAUUAUGAGGGGCCAGAUGACAUGUCACCAGGCGUUGGUUUACUUUUUUAAAACACUGAACGAAUCUUGUCGCGGGCACAAGAUGGAAAGGGCGUACAGGAUAAACAAAUGUCGAGAUGAUGAUAUUCCCGGACUGGCAUAUGUAAUUUUAGAGGGAGAAAUCAAGACGGGAUGAGGUGUAAUUAUUGACGCAAGGCAUUCAAAUCACCAAAGUAGCGGGC